AGACAAAUUUCGCUACGUGCCCUCCCACUCCUCGGCGCCUGCGCGGUUUGGAGGACUUCGAUGCGACAUCCGGUGACGUACAUCAUGGCGGCGUUUGGCGAAGGCUGGGACAGGUGAAGGAACAGCCGCCUCUGGUCGCCCACCUUCCAUGCAGCCAUGUCGGGGGCCGGCAACAAGCGUGCAGCUGGGGAUGGGGGCUCGGGCCCCUCAGAGAAGAAGCAGAAUCGAGAGGAGAAGACCACGACCACCCUUAUCGAGCCCAUCCGCCUGGGAGGCAUCUCCUCCACGGAGGAGAUGGACCUAAAGGUGUUACAGUUCAAGAACAAAAAGUUGGCUGAGCGACUGGAACAGCGGCAGGCCUGUGAAGAUGAAUUAAGGGAGCGCAUUGAGAAGCUGGAGAAGCGACAGGCCACAGAUGAUGCUACGUUGCUCAUUGUCAACCGAUACUGGGCCCAGCUGGAUGAAACUGUAGAGGUCCUCCUCCGACGACAUGAGGGACGAGGAGAAUUACUAUCUAGGACGGAGGAUCCAGGAGCCCAUGAUGGCACUGAAUCCGAUGGGAUUCCUCUGCCUGAACCAGGAAGUACAGAGAGAAGAGAUCUGACCCCACUGCAGCUUGGGCCCUCGCUGAGCGAGCCGGCUCUAGCUUUUGUGGCAGCCCUGGGGGCCAGCAGUAGUGAGGAGGUGGAACUCCAGCUCCAAGGCCGAAUGGAGUUCUCUAAGGCUGCAGUAUCCAGGGUAGUGGAGGCCUCAGACCGACUGCGUCGGCGAGUGGAAGAGCUGUGUCAUCGAGUCCAGAGCAGAGGAGAAUGUGAGUCCCUCGGAGAAGGAGUCAGGACUUUAACCAGGGAGCUGGGGCAGGACAACAGGCGGCUACAAGACUUGACCACGCAACUGCAGGAAAAGCACCACCGCAUCUCUCUGGAAUACUCAGAACUCCAAGACAAGGUGACAUCCGCUGAGACCAAGGUGCUGGAGAUGGAGACUUCAGUGGAGGAUCUUCAGUGGGACAUUGAGAAACUACGCAAACGGGAGCAAAAACUCAAUAAGCACCUCGCUGAGGCUCUGGAGCAGCUUAACUCGGGCUACUAUGUAUCAGGGAGCUCCGGGAGUUUCCAAGGGGGCCAAAUCACACUCAGUAUGCAAAAGUUUGAGAUGUUGAAUGCUGAGCUAGAAGAGAACCAAGAGUUGGCCAAUAGCCGCAUGGCAGAAUUAGAAAAGCUUCAGGCAGAGCUACAGGGUGCCGUGCGGAGCAAUGAACGGCUCAAGGUAGCCCUUCGAAGCCUUCCCGAAGAAGUGGUAAGAGAGACUGGUGAGUACCGACUGCUCCAGGCUCAGUUCUCACUGCUCUACAAUGAAUCCUUACAAGUGAAGACCCAGCUAGAUGAGGCACGGGGGCUACUUCUGGCUACCAAGAAUUCCCAUCUGAGACACAUUGAGCACAUGGAGAGUGAUGAGCUGAGCCUGCAAAAGAAGCUUCGAACUGAAGUCAUUCAGCUAGAGGACACAUUAGCCCAGGUCCGAAAAGAGUACGAGAUGCUGCGAAUCGAAUUUGAACAGAACCUAGCAGCCAACGAGCAGGCAGGGCCCAUUAACCGGGAGAUGCGCCACCUGAUCAGCAGCCUGCAGAACCACAACCACCAGCUGAAGGGUGAUGCACAGCGUUACAAGAGGAAGCUGAGGGAGGUGCAGGCAGAGAUCGGCAAGCUCCGGGCACAGACUGUCGGCUCAGGCCCUUCCGCCCCAUCCCAAAAUGCCUCUGAGGAUCAGGGAUCAGGAGGGGGAACACUGGCCCCACUGAAAGAAGAGGAGAGUUCUGGGUCAGGGCUGGCUGCUCUCCAGGAAGUCAAAAAAGAGUCAGUCUCGACCCCAGUGACCCCCACAGCUUCCUCAGCCAGCAUGGUCAAGAAAGAAGAGCCCCCUUCUGAAGAGGAGGUGCCUCUUACCCAGGCCCAAGCCCAACACCCCACACCCCAAACCCCUGCUUCCAGGAGUCGGGAGGCUGAGCCUCGAGGAAAACGAGAGCCCCGGGACCGGGAAGGGCCAGCGUCUGGGACCCCAACGUCCUCUUCGUCGUCUUCCUCUUCCUCAAGGGGAGAUCGAGAUAAGGCCAAGGCUGAGGAGAGCAAGAGGAAAGAAUCAGAAUUACUCAAGGGACUUCGAGGGGAGCUCAAGAAGGCCCAAGAAAGUCAGAAGGAGAUGAAACUGCUGCUGGACAUGUACAAGUCUGCCCCCAAGGAGCAGCGGGACAAGGUGCAGCUCAUGGCUGCAGAGCGAAAGGCCAAGGCUGAGGUAGAUGAGCUUCGGGGCCGGAUCCGGGACUUGGAGGAAAAGGAAAGGAAAGAGAGUAAGAAGUUGGCAGAUGAGGAUGCUCUACGAAGGAUCCGGUUGGCAGAGGAACAGAUUGAACACCUGCAGCGCAAACUCGGGGCCACCAAGCAGGAGGAGGAGGCACUGCUCUCCGAGAUGGAUGUGACUGGGCAGGCAUUUGAGGAUAUGCAGGAGCAGAAUGGUCGCCUUAUACAGCAGCUGCGGGAAAAGGAUGAUGCCAACUUCAAGCUGAUGUCCGAGAGAAUCAAGUCCAACCAGAUCCACAAGCUGCUCCGGGAAGAGAAGGAUGAGCUGGGGGAGCAAGUCCUGGGCCUCAAGUCUCAGGUGGAUGCUCAGCUUUUGGUGGUGCAGAAGCUAGAGGAGAAGGAACGAGUUCUUCAGGGCAGCCUGGGGAGUGUGGAGAAGGAGCUAACCCUGCGGAGCCAAGCCCUGGAGCUCAAUAAGAGGAAGGCAGUGGAAGCAGCCCAGCUGGCUGAGGACCUCAAGGUGCAGCUGGAACACGUGCAGAGCCGGCUUCGGGAAAUCCAGCCCUGCCUGGCCGAGAGCCGAGCAGCCCGAGAGAAGGAGAGCUUCAACCUCAAGAGGGCCCAAGAGGACAUUUCUCGACUUCGGAGAAAGCUGGAGAAACAAAAGAAGGUAGAGGUCUAUGCUGAUGCUGAUGAGAUUCUGCAGGAGGAAAUAAAGGAGUACAAGGCCCGGUUGACCUGCCCCUGCUGUAACACCCGGAAGAAAGAUGCUGUCCUCACCAAGUGCUUUCAUGUCUUCUGCUUUGAGUGUGUGCGGGGCCGCUAUGAGGCCCGGCAGAGAAAAUGCCCAAAGUGUAAUGCUGCUUUUGGGGCUCAUGACUUCCACCGUGUCUAUAUUAGCUGAGGCAACCUGCAUCCAGAUUCCCCAACUUCUACAAUCUGUUGGUUGAGCUACAAGGUUGGAAGACCAACGCCUGCAUGGUUUCCAUGGUGCUGUUAACUGGGCCUAGACCUCAGGAGUCAUGCCUCCAAGUCUCUCUUCCUUUCUGCUUUGGACCUUAGCCAUCCAGCCUGCCAACACUUCACCCAUUUGGCAUGUGUGAGUUUAUCCAGCCACACCCUCAGAUCUUGAUUUUUCUGGAACAGAAGCCAGGCAUCCUGACCCCCCACAACUCACCUCCAAGAUUGAACUCUCCUGGGGAAAGCCCCCUCUGCUCUGGGCCAUCACAGGAAGUGGCUCACUUUGGGAAAGGUUGCCUGUCUCCAUUUGGCCUUAUCUGGACCCAGACUGGCAGGGGAAGGUGAUUCUGGUGAUUCUGUCGUCUGGCCUGUCUGAGCUUAGCGUGAAUGUGCCCCUCUGAAGGCUGAUUUGGGGGAGGAGAGUUAUUUUAUGCCACAUUAAUCUCACUCCACAGGGAAAGCGCUCUCUGAUUCUGAUCUGUAGCCAGGCCUCAUCCAUAGUUUUGGUGUUUGAGGUUUUUUUCCCCUUCUUCCUCCAUCUCCUUUCCUUUUGUUGCUUCACUUCAAAAGCUCUCUGGCAUUCAUCUCCUUGGGGCUGUGCCUCCUUAUUGAUCAGCCUGGCUUCUAGGAAAUUUCCUUUAGCCUAACAGGAUGCAUCAAGGGGCAUUACAACCUCAGUCUCAUUCCCAGCAUGAGAUUUCCCAUAUUGACCAGGUCCUCCCCAAGGAGCCCCGCAAAGUACUUGUUGUUGCAUCUGGAUCGGGGCGGCCCCAGGGGGUGCAUUCUCUGCUGCUGGGGAGGCUGGGCAGGGCACCAAGGGGAGUCAUCUUAGUAGAGCUGGGAGGAAAGUCUUUCCCAUGUUAGGUGACCCAUGAAGGCGCUUCUCCUCCCCCCCCCCCCUUCCCCCUUCUUGCUCUUCCUCUCUUUUCUCUGUAAGCAGCUGCCAAAUCCUUCUCAGCCUGGUACGCUUGGGACUUUCCACUCUGGGGCCUGUAUUACUGGAUGAGGCUGGGACUACAUCCUCAGGUCAGAAGGAUCUCUCAGAAUGAUAGUGAGGGUCUGGGGGAUCUGAACUGAAACUGCCCUCCUGGCAAAACCUUUGCUCCCUUUAAUGACAAGGGUCAGGUAUCCCACUGCUCAGCAUUUUCCAGAAACCCUGUGCCCAGGAGCUUUGGCCACCUAGAUCCCAUUUCUCUCUCCUUCAAAAGUUCUAGCCUUCAGCUCCAACCUUCCUGGUUGUUGUGCAAAUCUGGAAGUCCUAUCUGCUAGAGAUGGAACCGAGUCUUCAGAGCUGGAAGACCUUAGGUUAGUUGGCCCCUUGGGCUUUCCCUGAGCCCCUUUGUCUCAGAGCCCCAGCUACCCCAGCUCCGUCUUCCAUCUGAUGAUCAUAAAUGGAGCAGGGAGUAGUUCUCAGAGGAAAGAGAGGAAGAGGUCAUUAGAGAAGUUUAGAGAAAAGUGUGGUGUAAGACCACACCACAGCUGAAGAGAGAUUCCAGUAACAAAUCCUCACAUCUGAGUCCAUCUAAUUAUUCUUCCUCAUGUCCAGCUUCCAUCCUCAUCCCUCUCUCUGCAUCUCUCCCCCCAACAUCAUAUCUCAUGGCCUCAUUACCAAGGAGCGGCAAGAUUCAUUUUUUGAGUUCCUGUAUGCUUGGACCCAGAUGUCCUGUGUGUUAGACAAGAUUUCUUGUAUGGCUGAUAUUGUUGUGAAGAAUAAAGAUUAAAACUUUCCCUGAA
Molecule: messenger RNA, 4991 nt
Organism: Dromiciops gliroides (monito del monte)
Lineage: Eukaryota; Metazoa; Chordata; Mammalia; Microbiotheria; Microbiotheriidae
Gene: RNF40
Product: ring finger protein 40
Exons: 20
Coding region: 157-3201 (1014 amino acids)
Cellular component (GO): nucleus; HULC complex
Molecular function (GO): ubiquitin protein ligase activity; metal ion binding
Source: RefSeq, a predicted model, not a curated record